Maniola jurtina (meadow brown) is the source of this 849-nucleotide messenger RNA. It is a transcript of the gene Lamtor2, whose product is annotated as ragulator complex protein LAMTOR2 homolog. Gene Ontology annotation, molecular function: molecular adaptor activity; guanyl-nucleotide exchange factor activity. Lineage: Eukaryota; Metazoa; Arthropoda; Insecta; Lepidoptera; Nymphalidae. Gene Ontology annotation, biological process: cellular response to amino acid stimulus; positive regulation of TOR signaling. Gene Ontology annotation, cellular component: Ragulator complex. The transcript has 2 exons. The record is from RefSeq and is a predicted model, not a curated record. The coding region runs from base 149 to 526 and encodes 125 amino acids.
UGUUGUGAUUACAAUUUACAUACUCUUUGAUGUUAUCAUUUUGAUUUUGGUUGAUACGCAUUUUUUAAAUUGUUUUGUACAGUAGAUAUUACUAUCUAUUUAUUUGGGUGUUGAAUGAAGAAGCAACAAAAUUACUUUUAGAAGCAAAAUGUUAAAACCAAAAGCUUUAACGCAAGUCUUAAGCCAAGCAAAUACUGGUGGUGUUGAAAAUACAUUAUUACUUAAUCAUCAAGGAGCGCUUUUGGCGUAUUCUGGAUACAACGAUAAAGAUGCAAGAGUCACUGCAGCUAUUGCAAGUAACGUUUGGUCUGCAUAUGAGAAGCAUGGCAGAAAUGUUUUCAAGGAAGAUAAAUUGCACUUAAUAUUAGUAGAUUGUUUAAAUGGUAAAAUAGCAAUUACCCAAGUAGCUAAUUUGCUUUUAUGUUUAUAUGCAAAAGAAACUGUUGGUUUUGGAAUACUCAAAGAAAAAAUAAGUGCAAUCGCCCAAUACUUGGAAGGUCCAUUGAAGCAAGUUGCUAGCUCAUAAAUAAUGUUAUAAUUAUUUGAAAUAUAAUUUAAUGUAUCCUUUAUAAUAUUACUUAUCAAUAUAUUUCAGGGAGCAUAAUAUAAUAAGGAACUUUCCAGUGUAUACUUAAAAGCCUCAUAAUGUCAGUGUUUGUGCCCUUCCAAGGAAGUAAGGAUAGAUGCAAUGUUUUUUCAAAAAAGUAGUUCCCAUGGGAUUUUCAAAAACCUAAAUACAAGUGUAAUAAGUAAAUCUAGUAUCAAAACCAGGCAAGGCUAUUUUAGGACCACAACCUGGAAAGUUCCUCAUUAACUAACUAUAAUUAAUAAAUGUAUUAAAACUUGUUA